AUGUCUUCGUGGCUUCAAAUCCCUAAGAAUUCGCCCUUCUCGUUGGCCAACAUUCCGUUCGGCAUCAUUUCGGCCUCCUCAUCCAAAGUCCCCGCCAUUGCAAUCGGUGAUUAUGCUUUGGAUUUGAACAAAUUUGCCUCGUCUGGAGGUUUCUCUCAGUUGCCUAGCAUUCAGCAGCAUCUGAGUGUGUUCAACCAACCUACCCUCAAUGCCUUCGCCGAGCUUGGCCGUCCGGUCCACCGUCAGGUGCGCGAGUACUUGCAGAACGUCUUCCGCGCCGACACCCAGUACCCACAAGUUCUAAAGGAUAACGCGGCUCUUCAAAAGUCUGCUCUUAUUCCCCGCUCAGAAGUUACCAAUCACGUCCCGAUGCAAAUUGGUGAUUAUACCGACUUCUACGCUGGAUUGAACCACGCCUACAACAUCGGAGUUCUCUUCAGAGGAAAGGACAAUGCUCUGCAGCCCAACUACAAACACUUGCCCGUUGCUUACCACGGCCGUGCUUCAUCCGUCGUCCCCUCCGGCACCCCCCUGCACCGCCCGAGCGGUCAAAUCCUCGCCAACCCAACCGCUGAUCCCAAAAUCCCGACUUUCUCUCCUUGCAAGAAGCUAGACAUCGAGCUGGAGUUGGCAGCCUUUAUCAGCAAGCCUAAUGAUCUGGGCAAGCCCGUCUCGAUCGACGAGGCCGAGGACCACAUCUUCGGUCUGGUCCUUAUGAACGACUGGUCCGCUCGCGAUAUCCAGGCUUGGGAAUACAUUCCCCUGGGCCCCUUCAACGCCAAGAACUUCGGUACAACCAUCACUCCCUGGAUUGUUCUGUUGGAUGCCCUCGAGCCAUUCCGCGCCACAGGCCUUGAGCCUGAAAAUCGUGAAGGCCUCCUGCCUUAUCUUCGCGAGAAGCGGGUCGAAAACGCUUACGAGAUCCCGCUCGAGAUUGAGGUAACCAAUAAGGGUGGCCAACCCACAAUUAUUGCCAACAGUAAUGCUCGCAACCUUCUUUACUCAUUCCCGCAGAUGGUUGCCCACCACACUAUUACUGGAUGCAACUUGAGAUCUGGUGACUUGCUGGGCUCGGGUACUAUUUCCGGCACUGAGCCUAAAACUCAGGGCAGUUUCUUGGAGCAGACUAAUGGCAAGACCCCACUUAAGCUUGCUGAUGGUUCAGAGCGUAUGUUCCUGGAGGAUGGAGAUACCGUUGUUCUACGUGGACUUGCUGGUACUGAAGGCAAUUAUGUCGGCUUUGGUGACUGCACGGGUACGAUCCUGCCCGCCGUUUCGUUCUAA
Messenger RNA from Penicillium odoratum, 1284 nucleotides. It is a transcript of the gene fahA, whose product is annotated as fumarylacetoacetate hydrolase FahA. The coding region runs from base 1 to 1284 and encodes 427 amino acids. Gene Ontology annotation, molecular function: fumarylacetoacetase activity. Gene Ontology annotation, biological process: L-tyrosine catabolic process; L-phenylalanine catabolic process; homogentisate catabolic process. Lineage: Eukaryota; Fungi; Ascomycota; Eurotiomycetes; Eurotiales; Aspergillaceae. The record is from RefSeq and is a predicted model, not a curated record. The transcript has a single exon.